AUGUAUAUUUCUAAAUUUUUACUAUUAUCAUUAAUUUCAAUGAUUUCAAUUUCUUUAAUUAAUUCUCAUGGGUAUGCAAUUUAUCCAAUGGCUCGCCAACAAAAAUGUCCAAAAGGUAAUAUUUGGUGGCCAGAGGAUGGAUCUGGUAUUACUGAUGCUGCAUGUCGUUCAGCUUUUCAAUUUGUAAAAGCAAAAGGAAAUAAUCCACAAUAUCAAUUUAUUCAAUCAAAUGAAUUUUCAGUUUUAAUUCCAAAUUAUGCUCAAGGAGCAAGUGCUUUAAAAGCAGCAGUACCAAAUUCAUUAUGUUCAGCAUAUGCAACUACAUCAUCAAAUGAUAAAAGUGGAAUGUCAAUUGUUGCACCAUGGACACCAACAAUUAUUCCAACAACUGCAAAUGCUGUAAAUGUUAGUUUCACUUAUAAAUUCUGUGCAACUGCUUCUCAUAAUCCAAAUUUCUGGGAAUUCUAUGUUAGUAAACCAGGUUUCAACCCAACCACAACUCCAUUAACAUGGGAUCAUUUAACAUUAUUCCAAAGUUUCCCAAAUACUGCAAGUGUUUCAAUUAGUGAUCCAUCAUGUUCUUCAACAUCUGCUUAUAUUUUUAAUUUAAAUAUGCCAACUCGUUUCUCAAAUGCAAUUUUAUUAGUGCGUUGGCAAAGAGUUGACCCAGUUGGUGAGUGUUUUAUUAAUUGUAGUGAUUUUAAAUGUGUAGCAUAA
This is a messenger RNA of Dictyostelium discoideum AX4, 717 nucleotides long. RefSeq lists its product as hypothetical. The coding region runs from base 1 to 717 and encodes 238 amino acids. NCBI's taxonomy places the organism in Eukaryota, Evosea, Eumycetozoa, Dictyosteliales, Dictyosteliaceae. The transcript is spliced from 2 exons. The record is from RefSeq and is a predicted model, not a curated record.